AUGUAUCAUAGCACAGUGUCUGAACCAACUCAUCCAGUGACUCUACAAUGGAUGAUGGAUGGUACUAGUCAGACAUUGCCAAGACAAGAUAAAUCUCAGCUAAAUUUUACAACAUUAUCAGGCUUGGGUCAAGCAAAGACAUCUAAUAGCGAAGGGGCAUCUCACACAUCUGAGGGAAAAAGGAAGACAAACCAUAACACUAUCAGUAUUCAGUCCACAGCAUUACGGAGUUUGGGCGGCAUGUCACAUACACUGAUACACUUGUCUCUGGAAAGAACCCCACCGCUCAAUCUCGAAACCUGUUUCCCGUUGAGCCGGCUGUUCGCUGCCUCCAUUCACCCAUUUCCGCCGGUUAACUAUCGCCGGAAUCCAGCUCGUUUGCUAAAGUCGUUGUCUUUUCGCGCCAAUACUGCUAAUCGUCAAGGAACUAGAAUUCCCGCGGUUUUGGAGACUGAGUUCGCGGUUACGGAGGAGCAGUCUGAGCCGCCUGUAAGAAUAGUGGCCCUUGUCGGCGAAGGAAGCCUCAGCCCGCUAAAGAACGCUACUUGGGAGGAGGUCAUGCUCCACACUGCAAAAAGGUUGAAAUGGGUUGAUGAAGGGUAUCAAAUGUUUGUAUUCACUGACAAUCUAUGUCAAUCUAAUGACCAAACUAAGUAUCUGCAAAGGGAAUUGAGCCAUGCAGAUAUAUUGCUGAUUGUUGCGGUUUCAAAUCAAGAAUCAGUCAAGUGGAUCCAACCCAAUAGCAGAAGGGUUCCUAAUAUAAUCUGUUUCGACUCAUCUCCAGAUCUGGAAAACAAACUUGGAGGAUCACAUGUUCAGAAUGAAACCAAUGGUACCUUACUUAGAAAAAUAAUUGGAUUUGCCCUGCCUAAUAAAAUCAAUGAAUCAAGGGAAGUGGUGAAAACUGUAUCUGAAGCAUGGGAACGGCACAAUACAGAUGAUAUAAGGUUUUGUUUGUUGGUCAUAAUCAAUGCAUAUAUCAGACCAGUACCAGUCCUGAAGAACCUGAGAUCAAAGGGUUUUUCCACCCUUAAUUGCAUGGUUAAGAACUGUGGGCCUCAAAUGCUAAACUGCCUAUUGGAUCCUAACUGCAGGAAAGCACUACAAUGCUUGAACAAUUGCAGCCCGGUUGAUCAGAAGAACAAUUGUCUUGAAUUGGACGCAAGGAUCCCUGAGAAGCCUUAUGUUCCUCCCAUGGUUAAGUUCCGAGGGGAAGACAUGUGCCAUGAAACUGCUGAGGAUCUUUUUGUGGGUUGGUUGGGCAGUCUGGAUUGGAGUUGGCGUGUUGUGGCAGGACAGAACCCAGCAUAUGAUCAAUUUCCAUGCCAGUUCCAGUUGUUCUACAGGGGAAAGGCGAAAGGAUCAUUCUGGUACGAGCCAGUUUUCCAGGUUCAGACGCUAGAGGGAAAAAUGGUUUGGAGGAGAAGAAAGUAUCGUGUGAAGAGAGGCAAAGUGCCAGGAACAUUUUAUUUUAGUGUAUUGGAUAAUGGUGUUGUUUCGAAUGAGUUUUGGACAAUUGUGGACGUGUCUGAUGAUUUUAGCUGGGGUUUGUUUCACUAUAGUGGUGCUGCUCGAGUUGCAGGACAGUCAUAUACAGGAGCUGUGCUUGUUAGUCCAGAUGGAGCAUACCCAAAUGAAAAGGAGAGAAACAGAGUGGUUGCUGCCUUGGACAAGUGUGGAAUCAAAGAAUGGGAACUGUAUACAGUUGAUAAUUGUUCAUGCCAAGGGCCUCCACUAGGAAUUCCAGAGGGCUCAUGUUUGCAUUCUACAAUUGUUGUCGAAGAUGAGAAAAGGAAAUCGGCUAUUUCAUAAUGUUUCAGAGGAAUUAGAUGGAUUCAUGAAUUUGCAUGAAAAGAUAGAUUAGGAGCAAAUUUGUCCACAUAGAGGUGAGUAUACAUUAUCAGAACUGUGAUUAGUCUCUGAGAACGUGUAAAAUCCAUUCUGCGUUUGAUAGCUGUGCACAAGAAAAGCUUAACCUUAAUUAUUAUCUUUUGUUGAAAUUAAGAAACGGAAAAAUAAAAAAAAUGUGAAAUUUAUUCUGCAGUUAA
Hevea brasiliensis (rubber tree) is the source of this 2048-nucleotide messenger RNA. RefSeq lists its product as uncharacterized. The record is from RefSeq and is a predicted model, not a curated record. The transcript is spliced from 6 exons. Bases 1 to 1812 code for a protein of 603 amino acids. Lineage: Eukaryota; Viridiplantae; Streptophyta; Magnoliopsida; Malpighiales; Euphorbiaceae. Gene Ontology annotation, molecular function: violaxanthin de-epoxidase activity. Gene Ontology annotation, biological process: xanthophyll cycle.